Molecule: messenger RNA, 1967 nt
Organism: Solea solea (common sole)
Lineage: Eukaryota; Metazoa; Chordata; Actinopteri; Pleuronectiformes; Soleidae
Gene: dhps
Product: deoxyhypusine synthase
Exons: 10
Coding region: 156-1241 (361 amino acids)
Biological process (GO): peptidyl-hypusine biosynthetic process
Cellular component (GO): cytoplasm
Molecular function (GO): deoxyhypusine synthase activity
Source: RefSeq, a predicted model, not a curated record
UCCGUAGUGAGAGCUAGGGCACACCCCUCAAGACAUUCAUUGAAUGUUUUCAAAAAAUAGCUUUCACGGUUUUUACUAAAACCCUCUUUCUUGUCCUGUAACGUCAGUUCUCCACUUAACCAUCGUCGUAUUCUUACGUCUCUUCAAGAACCGAGAUGACAAGCAACGCCCCCUCUCUUGCUAUGGAUGCCGUCCUCAAGCCCUCUUGCGACCUGCCGGAGGACAUGACCAAAAUCAAAGGCUAUGACUUCAACCAGGGCGUAGACCUCCAUGCAGUGUUGAAGUCCUACCUCACCACAGGCUUCCAGGCCAGCAAUUUGGGCUUGGCCAUCCAGGAGAUCAACCGCAUGAUAGAGAAGCGUCUUGAGCCAGUGGAGACAGAGUCUAAAGAGUCUGGCGACUCAUUCCACACCUCAGGCUGCACCAUCUUUUUGGGCUACACCUCCAACCUCAUCAGCUCUGGUGUCAGAGAGAGCAUCCGCUAUUUGGCAGAGCACAAAAUGGUGGAUGUGAUUGUUACCACUGCUGGAGGCAUUGAGGAGGACUUGAUCAAGUGUCUGGCUCACACAUACUUGGGAGAAUUCAGCCUGCCUGGCAAGGAUCUUCGUCUGAAAGGGAUUAACAGGAUAGGGAAUCUAUUGGUGCCCAAUGAUAACUACUGUAAGUUUGAAGACUGGCUGAUGCCCAUCCUGGAUCAGAUGUUGUUGGAGCAGAACACAGAGGGAACUCGUUGGACCCCCUCCAAAAUGAUUCAUCGCCUUGGCAAGGAGAUCAAUAAUACGGAGUCUGUCUGCUACUGGGCGUACAAAAAUGAUAUUCCAGUGUUCAGUCCUGCUCUGACGGACGGCUCUCUGGGAGACAUGAUCUACUUCCAUUCUUUUAAGAACCCUGGCUUGGUCUUGGAUAUAGUUGAAGAUAUUCGUGGGAUGAACAAUAAGGCAGUGUUUGCCAAAAAAUCAGGAAUGAUCAUUCUGGGAGGAGGGCUGAUCAAACAUCACAUAGCCAAUGCAAAUCUCAUGAGGAAUGGAGCCGACUACGUGGUGUUUGUGAACACGGGUCAGGAGUAUGAUGGCUCUGACUCUGGGGCCAGACCCGACGAGGCCGUAUCCUGGGGCAAGAUCAGAACAGAUGCAAAACCUGUCAAGGUGUAUGCAGAUGCCUCUUUAGUCUUCCCUCUGAUAGUGGCAGAGACCUUCGCUCUCCAUGCUGACAAGCUGACUGCUGACAAGAAAAGUGACUAAAUGGCUGCCUCCUUAACCGCUGUUUGAAACACUGACCACCUCAUUUGCCCAGUAUAUAUACGGAGUCGGUCUUCUGAACUUUCCCAGUGGAUACCCAUGGUCAUGACUUAGCGCCUGUAAGAAGCAACAUCACGGUGUUGUCACACGUGCGAUGCUGCAAGUUAUAAAACUGUAUUUUAAGGGGAUGUGGUGCUGAGGGCGUCCUGUCUUAAUACCUUCAAUGCCAAUAUUGGCAGGUUUAAACAUGUACACUUUUUUGUCUUCACUAUCUACGGCAGCUGAAAUCGCAUGGUAGCAGGAUAUAGCAUGCACCGAGAAGACCGGCAAGAAUGCAUCGAAAUGUAGCUGAACUGUGUUUCUGGAUGUGUAAAGAGAGGGAGAGAGAGAGAGAGAGAGAAGGCACAUGAGAGGGAACACUUCCAUUUAGUGCUGUUUUGUUUAGCCAUGUUUUUGGUUUUUAUUUACCUCACUUUUCAAGGAUGAAAGAUGUGCCUGUGUAGCUCAAAAAAAAGAAAUCAUGAUUAUUCAGUGGGGUUUUAAUCGGCUAUUACAAAUAGCCUGUGUGUAGUGAGGGUGUGUGCGUGUGUGAUAAGGCCAUGAGGUUAUAGGACUGUGUGACAAUGACUUUCACUUGAUUAUGUUUGGAGUAUGUUUUGGUUUCUUGUAUAAAAUAAUUGCCAUGUAUGUUUUUGCUGACCUAUGAUCUAAAUUAAAAAUAUAAAGUUA